Messenger RNA from Paralichthys olivaceus (Japanese flounder), 2252 nucleotides. It is a transcript of the gene pus7, whose product is annotated as pseudouridine synthase 7. Gene Ontology annotation, molecular function: pseudouridine synthase activity; RNA binding. Gene Ontology annotation, cellular component: nucleus. NCBI's taxonomy places the organism in Eukaryota, Metazoa, Chordata, Actinopteri, Pleuronectiformes, Paralichthyidae. Gene Ontology annotation, biological process: pseudouridine synthesis. The record is from RefSeq and is a predicted model, not a curated record.
UUGAGCGUCAUCAGUUCUGAUCCAAGCCACUGCGGUGAUUAACCUACCAUAUGCAGUGGGCGGGGUUUGUGGUAGCUUGUGUUUCCGGCACACAGACACGCGCACAUGACAGAGAGGCUGUGUGUGGAUGCUGCUCCGCUCUCUGCUGACUGUCUGCUCACACAGUGUCUGCGUCAAGCUCGGCUUCCCGAAGAAGUGUCUGCCGGUGUUCAGCCGCUGGAAGGCGAGACGUGUUUCCCCGAGCCUCGGUUGUUUUUUCAUCCCCCAACUCUACAACAACUUGGCUCUGAUGGCUGAAUCCAAACCUGUGUGCGUCCAGGUUGGAGAGAAGAGAGGCUGUCCAGAGAAUAAAGAAGACACGCCAUCGAAGAAACCCAAAGUAGAGAGUGAUCACGAUAAUGGAGAUGGUCCCCACCAAGAUGAAAAGGAGGAGCCUGAGGAUGAAGGGAAUGAUGGUGAAGAGGAGAAUGGCGAGACCUUUGCUGAUAUGAUGAAGCAUGGUCUCACGGAGUUGGAUGUGGGCAUCCUGAAGUAUGUCAGUGACCACGAGGGCUUCUCAGGCAUCCUAAAGGAAAGAUAUUCAGAUUUUGUGGUGCAUGAAAUCAGCAAACAUGGCAAGAUAGUGCAUUUAGAUGACCUCUCUAUCCCUGCAGAGGCUGAGGAAGUUCCAGAAGCUGAGCAGCAGCCAGCGGAAUCUGACGUACUGACUGAAGAGCAGAAAAAACAGCUUGGAGAGCUGCAGCUCUUCAAGAAUAAAGAGGGCAAUGUCUUCAUUGAGGUGAUGGAUGACACGAAAGAGAAGAGGACACUGGUCCACAAAGCCAUCAAGACUCUGUUUGCUGGUCUGGAAACAAAGACAGAGGAGAAGGAAGGACGCAAGUUCAUUGUGGCAUAUCAUGCUGCUGGGAAGAAAGCACUAGCAGAGGUCAAAACAACUACAGCUCCAAGGAAACACUUUUGGCCCAAAAACCGUGGCUGCUUUUGCCACUUUGUCUUAUACAAGGAGAAUAAAGACACUAUGGAUGCCAUCAAUGUGCUUUCAAAGUUCCUCAGACUCAGACCCAACAUGUUCUCCUACAUGGGAACCAAGGACAAGAGAGCCAUCACUGUGCAGGAGAUUGCUGUGCUCAAGAUCACAGCGGAGAGAUUGGCUCAUCUCAACAAGUGCCUCAUGAACCUCAAGCUGGGAAACUUCUGCUACAAAAACCAUCCUCUAAAGCUAGGGGAGCUGCAGGGAAAUCACUUCACUGUGGUGAUCAGGAACAUCUCAGGAACAGAUGAGCAGGUCCGUCAGGCCAUGUCAUCCCUCAAGCAGACAGGUUUCAUCAACUAUUACGGCAUGCAGCGCUUCGGCACCACGGCUGUUCCUACACAAACCGUUGGCAGGGCCAUUUUAAAAAAUGACUGGAAUGAGGUGGUUGAUUUGAUAUUGAAGCCCCGUCCUGGAGCUGAGAAAGAGUUCCUGGUCCGCUGUAGGGAAGAGUGGGCUAAGUCUCAGGACCCAGAGGCUGCUCUGAAAAAACUGCCCAACAAACGCUGCGUGGAGGGCCAGCUGCUACGUGGCCUGUCUAUGUAUGGAAAGAAGAACAUCGUCACAGCCUUCGGACUGAUUCCCCGUAACAACCGUCUGAUGUACAUCCACAGUUACCAGAGCGUAGUGUGGAACACUAUGGUGAGCCGCAGAAUUGAAGCCUUCGGCCUGAAGGCUGUAGAGGGGGACCUGAUGCUCAGAGGAACCACAGCACAUGUGCUGUCUGCAGAGGAGGCUGAGACCCACACCAUCCAUGAUAUUGUGAUGCCUCUACCUGGGUUUGACGUCAUUUAUCCCACCCACCAUGUUGGUAAAGGUUACAAAGAGCUGCUCUCUGCUGACGGGCUCGACAUUGACAACAUGAGACACAAAGUGAAGGACUAUUCUUUGGCUGGAGCUUACAGACGCAUCAUUAUCAGACCCAGUGAAGUCAGCUGGGAGGUGAUUCAGUACGACGACCCCAGAAUCUCCCUGGUGCAUACUGAUUUUGAGAAAAUGGAGAACAAACCUGCCCCGGUCUUCAAAAAAGAGGGGAAGCACCGGGCUCUGCGGAUGGAGUUCUCUCUGCCUCCUUCAACCUAUGCCACUAUGGCGAUCCGAGAGGUGCUGAAGUUGGACACAAGCAUCAAAAAACAGACGCAGCUCAACACAACCUGGUUCAACUGAGACCGUGUGUGUGUGUGUGUGUGUGUGUGUGUGUGUGUGUGUGUGUGUGUGUGUG